Magallana angulata is the source of this 4050-nucleotide messenger RNA. RefSeq names its product GPI inositol-deacylase-like. The transcript has 27 exons. The coding region runs from base 1 to 2742 and encodes 913 amino acids. Lineage: Eukaryota; Metazoa; Mollusca; Bivalvia; Ostreida; Ostreidae. Gene Ontology annotation, cellular component: endoplasmic reticulum. The record is from RefSeq and is a predicted model, not a curated record. Gene Ontology annotation, molecular function: phosphatidylinositol deacylase activity. Gene Ontology annotation, biological process: endoplasmic reticulum to Golgi vesicle-mediated transport; GPI anchor metabolic process.
AUGGCGCUGCUCACGAAACUUCUGUUCUCGGGAGUUUGCAUUGCUGUUUUAUUAUAUGGCAUUUUAGAUGUUAUAACAAAUUAUGAACAAAACAAAUGUCAUAUGACGUACAUGUUUGAGCAGCCGGAAUAUUUGGAAAUUCCUCUCAGCAAAGCCAUUAAAGAAAAAUUUCCAAGAUAUGGCCUUUAUGUAUAUGGAGAAGGACCCUAUGCAAGACAAGUGGAAAAGUUGAAUUUACAAGGCAUACCAGUUUUAUUUAUACCUGGGAAUUCUGGCAGCCACAAACAAGCGCGUUCCUUGGGAUCAGUUUCCCUCAGAAGGGCCAUGGACAAAAGGACACAUUUCUUCUUCAACUACUUUACCGUAGAUUUCAAUGAGGAUUUAAGUGCUUUGUAUGGUGGGGUUCUACAAGAUGAAACAGAAUUUGUGCACACAUGCAUUAAGAAAAUCCUAAGAUUAUACAAGAACGCUGAGAACAAGCCUUCAACGGUUAUUCUAGUGGGCCAUUCCAUGGGAGGAAUGAUUGCUAGAGCAUUAUUCACUUUACCAGAUUUUGACCACACUCAAGUCAAUACCAUAAUCACUCAGUCUACCCCUCAUCAGAUCCCAGUGCUAUCUGUUGACUCAUAUAUGGCCAGCUUUUAUAGAAAUGUCAACAACUACUGGAGAGAAUUCGGAGCCACCAAUCUCAGUCAUGUGACUGUGGUUUCCACUGGUGGCGGACACAGGGACUACCAAGUUCGGAACUCUCUCAGCUCACUCAAAGGGAUCAUUGAUCCAGCUAGAAGCAUCAGUUCAUCUACCAUUUCAAUGCCAAAGGCUUGGGUCUCCACAGAUCAUCUCUGUGCCGUGUGGUGCAAAGAAGUUGUGAUGGCCACUGUUCGAGCAAUAUUUGAUAUUGUGGAUACCUCAACCAAUCAGGUUUCAACAGAUGCCAAUUAUAGAAUGAACGUUUUCCGUCAUCAUUUCCUCUCACAUUCUGGCUCCAGGAGCUAUACAAGGUCCUGGACAAAAGAACUGACAUUAGACCCCUCAGCCACAUGGGUGAUGGAGAAAGGACUCACCUGGGAGUUCGCCAGGGACCAAGUGAAUGAACAAACAUACAUAUCAAUCCCCAUCGAGAGACAGAGAGAGGAUACAUUUGUUGCUGUGUCUGAUAUUGAAUCAAAGGAUUGGAUCUGUGUCUGCAAGAGUGAAACAGGAGAUGGAAGAUGUAAAAAAUGCAAGAAUUUGUCAAAAUAUGGAGAAGCCAUUCCACCAAGCAACUCUUGGAGAAAGGUUGUGCAUGUCAACUUGAAGAAACACAAGUCAAUGACUCACGUCAUUAUCAUGGUGCCCAGAACGAAGGAAAAGGUAGAGGUGAUGGGGGACAUUUACCGUAGAGACGACAGACACCUGAGUUACCGCAUGCCAGGAUUCAUUGACACGAUCAUGACCUACCCAGAGAGCGUGACCCAGGGGACGGGCAUCCUGACCCUCUUCAAUGACACCCUCUUCUACGACCUCCAUCUGCUGAAUAUGGAUCAAGUAUUUAAAGCCUUCACUGUGAAGCUCGAACCAAAGAAAUGCUCAGCAGCCACUCCAGAUUUACAUGAUGGCUAUAUGAUGAAGCUCCAUGUCCCUGAAAGCAAUGAGGAUGCAUUUUCUUUUAACAAACUGAGUGAGACGGGGUACCUACAGGUGAAGUUACAGAGUGGAAACAUCGACUACAGCAGUAACAUCCGGCUACAGGUGUACACCGACCCCUCCUGUACCUACCAACUCAAAAUCCUGGUCUCUCCCAUGCAGAUGCUCGGACAGUUUGUCCGUUUCUAUGGAACUCUUCUGCCUGGAUUUAUGGUGGCGGUUUUACUGAUGGGGGUGAUGCAUCAGCUACGGUGUAUGGCUAAAGAUGGGAUAUGUCCAGCUUUAUUGGAUGCUAUUGAGGCUAAUGGCAAGCCUUACUUUAUCAUUCCAGUUGCCAUGCUUUUGAAUUUCAUAUUUCAACUUCCUGUUACCCAGCAAGCUCUGGGAGAGGACAGUGGGAUGCUACCAGACACCAGGGAACUGACCAAUCAGGGACUUAUGAUGAGACUUCUGCCCCUACUCCUGUAUCUGAUUGCACAAGGGCUGAUCAACUUCCAGUGUUUUGUAAUCGAUAUAGGAAUGAAAUUCCUCAGUCAAGUUUUUGGAAUUUUAUGUUCAUGCUGUCCGUUGCCAAGCAGCGAAGGCCGAGUAGUCCCAGCAUUCCUAGUGUUAGCAUUGGUGCUUUCCGGUGUUCUAUGUGGAACAUUGGGCCUUGUCAUCUGUUACUUCGUUUGUAUUGUAAAGGUUCUAAGGACCUACCAUGUAUUACGACAGGACAUCUUAGACUCGGGCGUCCAGUCACGCUAUAAUCUGUACCAGACCACACUGCUUCUGCUGAUGUGGAUGAUGGGCCUCAACCUACCUCCAAUGAUAGUCUGGCUCAAAAAUAUUCAGUAUUCUAUAAUCUUAUACAAUGAUCCCACUUGGCUCACUUCCAUUUUAUGUAUCCUCGCGGUAGGAGCAUUGCUACUCUGUGAUGAUCCCCUCUCAGGAAAGGACCACUACUUUUCGACCUGUAUAGGGGUGUACAUCCUAACAGUCUUCUUGGUUCUGUACGGGACUCUGUCCACCUACCGUAUCUCCUAUGUCAUCCCUGCCACCUUAUUUCUGAUGGCUAUACCACAGGUUGUGAGCAAACUGAAGUCAAGCCCACCACAGAAAGACAGAAAUAUGUAAAGUUUAUAGUGGUGUACGUGUAGCAAGAAGUACGAGAAACAUUUAAAGUUUAUAGUGGUGUACAUUAGCACGAAGUAUGAGAAACAUUCAAAUUUAUUCAAAUUUAAAAGUGGUGUAGCUAGAACCACCAGAAAUAUGUGAUGAAUUAAGUGGUGUAGCUAUAAACACCAAAAAUGUGUGAAGUAUUAAGAGAUUUGAUUAUGUUAGAACCACCAAAAAUAUUUGAAGUUAAAAGUGGUGGUUAGGACCACCCUGAAAGAGAGUUCGUAAGUGAAAAUUUACAAACUAUGUCAAACUUGCUUUACAUAAUCUGAUGUUUUGAUUUUGCAUUAGUAUGAAAGAACUUCAUUUGUUUGACAGUCAUGUAGUUGUGUUUUUGUAAAUAUCUUAUGAAUGAUUUAUAUACAAUAUUAAUAUAUUCAGAGAUUAAUAUGAUUUCCCAUACCAAUGUUGACAACCACAACUUAAUAACUUUGCAUGUGAUUAUUUGUUAGUACAAUAUUAAUAUACUUGUAUGAAUGCAUAAAUAUCAUUUGGUUGAAUUUGUUGGGAGUUUUUGUAUGCUUGAUGAUUGGUAUCCAGAUAGAUUCAUAUUCAAUUUUUUUUUUUAAUAUCAAAUUUUUGCACUUUCAUACAAAUGACGAAUUCUUUUGUGAUGUUGAAAUGGUGCACACUUAUGUUGUGUCUUAAACAGAUGAUAUACACAGAAUGUUUAUCAAAGCUUGUAUUUUUUUUGGGGGGGGGGGGUGAUGAUUGGUUUGUAGUGUGUCUGUGUGUGUGUGUCUUUUGUAACAAGCAGGCCUCUUUAUUAUUUGUACAUUCCAAGUUUUAAAUACUGUAUACAAGGAAAUAUUCGCCCCCGUUUUUGUUUUGUUUUUUGCUCCUUUAACCUUUUGCCCUUGUCGUCUGCGGGUGGAUUUAAGACUGGGUGAAUUUCAAUGUUUCAAUUUAUUUUUCUUUAAACAUACUGUGUCUGGGCAAAUUCAAGAUGGGGCGAAUCUGUUUGCAAGUGUAGAAGGGUGAUAAUUACACCGGGCAAAAAUAACCCUGUAUACAGUAUCUUAGAACGAGCCAUUUUAAUUAUUGGUUUAGGAUCUUUUUUUCUUUCAUUUUCAUCAACCAAAGGUGCAAUUUUUUUUUUCAAAUAAUUUUGUUCAUUGUCCAAUUCUAGAAUUACUUUCAUUCACAUUUGUUAUUUUUUAUCUUUACAUGUUUGUAUGUGGCAUGCUUAAAUGCUGGCAUUAUCUUUUUACAGGAUAUGUCAUUUAACUUCCAAAGUGAUUUACAAUUAAAGAAUGGGAAAAUGGA